Messenger RNA from Gasterosteus aculeatus aculeatus (three-spined stickleback), 2496 nucleotides. It is a transcript of the gene cdc73, whose product is annotated as cell division cycle 73, Paf1/RNA polymerase II complex component, homolog (S. cerevisiae). The record is from RefSeq and is a predicted model, not a curated record. NCBI's taxonomy places the organism in Eukaryota, Metazoa, Chordata, Actinopteri, Perciformes, Gasterosteidae. Gene Ontology annotation, molecular function: RNA polymerase II complex binding. Gene Ontology annotation, cellular component: Cdc73/Paf1 complex. Gene Ontology annotation, biological process: positive regulation of transcription elongation by RNA polymerase II; transcription elongation by RNA polymerase II.
GCCUCGCUGACGCGCUACAUCAGGACAAGUGAAGAUGGCGGACGUGUUGAGUGUUCUCCGUCUGUAUAACAUCCAGAAAAAAGAAAUCGUCGCUAAAGGAGAUGAAGUUAUAUUUGGAGAGUUCUCCUGGCCGAAAAAUGUGAAGACCAACUACAUAAUCUGGGGUACUGGCAAAGAGGGGCAACCCAAAGAGUACUAUACUUUGGACUCUAUCUUGUUCUUGCUCAACAAUGUGCAUCUUCCGCAUCCAUCCUACGUGCGAAGAGCUGCAACCGAGAACAUCCCGGUUGUCAGACGACCCGAUCGAAAAGGCUUACUGUCGUAUCUCAAUGGGGAGAGUUCUACAUCAACAAGUAUCGACAGAAGUGCCCCCAUAGAAAUAGGUUUGCAAAGGCCAACGCAAGUGAAAAGGGCAGCGGAUGAGGUAUCUUCUGAAGCCAAAAAACCCAGGAUUGAGGAUGAGGAACGAGUGCGUCUGGACAAGGAGCGACUGGCUGCCCGCCUGGAGGGUCACAAAGAGGGCAUCGUGCAGACUGACCAGAUCAGGUCACUGUCUGAGGCCAUGUCGGUGGAGAAAAUCGCAGCCAUUAAAGCCAAGAUUAUGGCGAAAAAACGAUCCACCAUCAAAACGGAUCUGGAUGAUGACAUAACCCUGAAGCAGAGAAGCUUUGUGGACGCUGAGGUGGAUGUCACUAGAGAUAUCGUCAGCAGAGAGAGAGUUUGGAGGACCAGGACAACCAUCCUCCAGAGCACUGGGAAGAACUUCUCCAAGAACAUCUUUGCCAUCCUUCAGUCAGUGAAAGCCAGAGAAGAAGGGCGAGCACCAGAGCAGAGACCCGCACAGAACACGACCCAAGUGGACCCGUCCCUAAGGAACAAGCAGCCCGUCCCAGCUGCCUACAACAGAUACGAUCAGGAGCGAUUCAAAGGAAAAGAGGAAACGGAGGGUUUCAAGAUCGAUACCAUGGGAACCUACCACGGCAUGACCCUGAAGUCAGUGACGGAAGGAGCAUCUGCUCGGAAGGCCCAGACCCCGGCGCUGCAGCCGGUCCCGCGACCAGUUUCACAAGCCAGACCUCCGCCGAAUCAGAAGAAAGGUUCCCGGACACCCAUCGUCAUCAUCCCCGCUGCCACCACCUCUCUCAUCACAAUGCUCAAUGCUAAGGAGCUCCUGCAGGACCUUAAGUUCGUCACGCCAGAAGAGAAGAAGAAGCAAGGCAUCCAGCGCGAUAACGAAGUCCUGCUUCAGAGGCGUAAAGACCAGAUCCAGCCCGGAGGCACCACCCUGAGUGUCACUGUGCCGUACCGCAUCAUCGAUCAGCCGCUUAAACUGGCUCCACAGGACUGGGAUCGGGUGGUGGCGGUGUUCGUCCAGGGUCCGGCCUGGCAGUUCAAAGGCUGGCCGUGGCUGCUGCCCGAUGGUUCUCCUGUCGACAUUUUUGCCAAAAUCCGAGCCUUUCAUUUGAAGUAUGACGAGGCAAAGACUGACCCCAACGUGCAGAAGUGGGACGUGACCGUGCUGGAGCUGAGCCGCCACAGGCGCCAUCUGGACCGGCCCGUCUUCCUGCGCUUUUGGGAAACCCUGGACAGAUACUUGGUGAAACACAAAGCUCACCUCCGGUUCUGAGCUCAGAUCAACGCAGCGAUCCACGGAAUUCCUUCAAAUUAAUUCUUCGACCCUGCCUAUCCCCCCCCCCCGCUCCAACUGUCCUCGGUCCACCUCUUGCAGACGUAGCCCCUUUCAUUGCAGGUGCCAUCCCACUUCCCAACAUAAUCCCCACUUCCACAGAAGGAGAACACGUCCAGUGGACGUCCUCCAGCACAUCCCGGAGGAGUCCUGAUGCAAAGCGCUGGAUUCGUCGCUCUGGACACUGGAGAGGAGAUUGAGGGGAUGUUUUUUUUUUUUUUUGCUGUCAAUGUUUUCUAAUGUUUUCAUGUAGUACCAAAAAACAAACAAAUAUGUUUUAUAUUAAAAAAAGGCAAUAUACUGUGGAAACUAUUUCAAUGGGAUGUUAAGCAACUUGACGGGGUCGAAGGAAAAGGAAGGUUUUCAGUUUGGUUCACGGUGAGAAGAUUUUGAAAUUGAAUUUUGAAUUAAACGCUGAACGGUUUACGUGGAAAUGACUCUUGUACAAACCAAAUGGCCACGGAGUUUGAGGAAAGAGACUUCCUUCACACUUUGCUUUCUUUUGGGUGUCUGGUCUGAAUGUACAUAUGAUGGAACCCUGUUGGAUCCAAAGCAGAGAGAAGGAAGCAGGUAAGUGAUCCGUAAUACUACACUGCUCCGACUCCGUGGGAUGAGCUCGCUAGAGCAGCCAGUCGGUCUUUCUGAUGGAUCGGCAUCUCUCUUGGUCAUGCAAUGGCCACGUUAGUCUUUUUUUUUUCUUUUUUUUUUUCUUCUUCUUUGUUGGUGUUGUGCUAGAGGACAAACAGUUUGGAAAGUAUUGCUUUAAGUCUUUACCUUAAAUUGACAAUAAAACCUCCAGAGAAAAAAAA